UUUCGUAAUUAACAAAGUACAACAUGACUAGAAUCAUAUUCACUUUCCUCUUUCUCAGAUGUAUAAAGUCUUGAUUUGUUUGAUCUCAUCUCAUCACAUUAUUACAAACCCAAGAAAUUCUGAGAAGAGAAAGUUGGGUCGGAAAGAGAUCCAAUUGUAGAUGGGUAUUGUGAGUUUUCUCAAGUUGGGUUUGAAGUGCUUCUUCGAUUUUCUUGCUUGGCCUCUCUUUGCUCUGGUCUGUCCUCUAUAUGCCUCAGUUUGGGCAAUUGAGAGUAAUUCCAACUCAGACAUGCGAAAUUUGGUGGCAUAUUGGAUUGUUUUCUCUUUGAUUUCUCUCUUUGAGCUUGCUUUUGUGAAACUCAUUGAAUGGCUUCCAUUCUGGCCUUACAUGAAGCUAAUGGCCAUUUGUUGGUUGGGGAUUCCCAAUUUUAAUGGUGCUUUUUAUGUUUAUGAGUGCCUGAUUCGGUCAUGCUUAUCUGUGAAUCUACAAGGAGUUAUCAAACGCUUCGUUAAGCACAAGGAUGACCUACCUCUCAAUGCAGAAAGCUUUCUAGCUGUGGCAGAGAGGUACGUCAAAGAGAACGGAUCAGAAGAGUUGGAGAAACUCAUUGAUAGAUCAAGGCAUAUGAAACCUAACUUUGACGAGGAAGAGAUAAAGGUAGUAACGAAUACAGAGGAAAAAGAAACAGCCACAGCAAUCCAGACAUUCAAAGAGCCUAAUGUUGCCAAGGAGGAUGCUAAAGCAGUGGAUCCAAAGGAGAAAAUUCUGUCAGAUUCAACACAAUGGUCCAAACUCGAAGAGUCUUAUGUUGCUAACGAGAAUGCCAAAGCAGGGGAACUAAACGAGAAAAAUCCCGCAGCUGCAACAGAACAGGUUAAUUGUGUAGAGCCAAAUCUUAUUCAAACUGAAAAGAAAACAGUUGCAACUAGCGAAAUCAUAGAAAAGACGGUGACACAAGACGUAAGAGAGAACAAAGCCGUGGAGGUACCUGCAGCGGCAAUUGGCGGUGGAGAGAACAAAGUCACAGAGAUACCUGCUUCAGAGAAUGUUCAGAGAGAGUGGACAGCAUGUCAGUUGACAACUAUGUGCGAGAAAAACUUUCAGUCUCUUCUUCAAGGGAGAAAACACAAGGCCCAGUUUGCAGCAGAGGAAAAAGAAAUCCAGACAUUCAAAGAGCCUAAUGUUGCCAAGGAGGAUGCUAAAGCAGUGGAUCCAAAGGAGAAAAUUCUGUCAGAUUCAACACAAUGGUUCAAAUUCGAAGAGCCUUAUGUUGCUAACAAAAAUGCCAAAGCAGGGGAACUAAACGAGAAAAAUCCCGCAGCUGCAACAGAACAGGUUAACUGUGUAGAGCUAAAUCUUAUUCAAACGGAAAAGAAAACAGUUGCAGCAAGCGAAAUCAUAGAAAAGAUGGUGACACAAGACGUAAGAGAGAACAAAGUCGUGAAGGUACCUGCACCGGCAGCUGGUGGUGGAGAGAACAAAGUCACGGAGAUGCCUGCUUCAGAGUAUGUUCAGAGAGAGUGGACAGCAUGUCAGUUGACAACUAUGUGCGAGAAAAACUUUCAGUCUCAUCUUCAAGGGAGAAAACACAAGGCGGAGUUUGCAGCAGAGGACAAAGAAAUCCAGGUUAAGUGUGUAGUAGAGCCAAAUCUUGCUCAAACUGAGAAGAAAAUGGUUGCAGCUAGGGGAAUUAAAGAGCAGGGUAAGUGUGUAGAAGAUCCAAAUCUUGCUCAAACUGCGAAGAAAACAGUUGCAUCUAUUGAAAUUAAAGGAAAGACAGUGACAGCAGCCGUAAGAGAGAACAAAAUCGUGGAGGUGCCUGCUGUGACAUCUGGUGGCGGGGGGAACAAAGAUGUGGAGAGACCUGCUUUGGAGAACGUUCAGAAAGAGUGGACCUGUGCCAUAUGUCAGGUGACGACCUCGUGUGAGGCAAACUUGAUGUCUCAUCUUUAUGGGAGAAAACACAGGGCUACGUGUGCAGAGCUGCAGGCAAGCAAGCAAGCAAACAAAAACAAGGGCUGCUCAUCUUCGACAGUCAAUCAGGAGCAGCCAAAAAAGCCCAAUAACCAGAAUAAAAGUAAGAAACAAGAGGACAAGGUGCAAGUGAACUGGACUAGUGAGCAAUACAGACAGAAAGAAGUAAAGAACACUACUGGUUAUGGGGUGAAUAAUAAUUCUCAAUUAUGGUGCAUCAUCUGUAAUGUCAAGUGCCAUAGUGAGGUUGAUGUGGCUUCUCAUCUUAAAGGGAAGAGGCACUUGUCCCAGGUUCAACAGAUGUUGGAUUCUGUAGGUGGAUGGCAUUAAUAGGAUUAUGGAGGUAGUUUAGUAUAUCAUUUCUACCUGAUUUUUUUGUGUGUUCUAUGGUUAGGUAGGGAUGGGAUUGUACUAAACUUGUCAUGGUCCGGUGAACAGAGUCCCUUUCUAAUAAUGUACUUUAUUUUACUGGUGAUUGUGGUUUUUAGUUCAUCAUGGUAGCUUUAGUACAAAAAAUGGAGAUGUCUGUCUUUCGAUACAACUUUAGGCUAUAUAGAAUUAAUAGUGGUGGGUGCAAACACGGUAUGUCUAUAAUUGUAGAUCUAAACUUUUUGAUGAUUUAAUGAAUGAAAAAGGUUCAAUUUGAAAAUUGUUUACAA
Molecule: messenger RNA, 2634 nt
Organism: Camellia sinensis
Lineage: Eukaryota; Viridiplantae; Streptophyta; Magnoliopsida; Ericales; Theaceae
Source: RefSeq, a predicted model, not a curated record